Molecule: messenger RNA, 9183 nt
Organism: Manis pentadactyla (Chinese pangolin)
Lineage: Eukaryota; Metazoa; Chordata; Mammalia; Pholidota; Manidae
Gene: TSHB
Product: thyroid stimulating hormone subunit beta
Exons: 3
Coding region: 3982-4467 (161 amino acids)
Biological process (GO): G protein-coupled receptor signaling pathway
Cellular component (GO): extracellular region; cytoplasm
Molecular function (GO): hormone activity
Source: RefSeq, a predicted model, not a curated record
AUUAUUGAUUUCUAGUUUCAUACCACUGUGUAUAGAAAAGAGGCUUGAUAUUGUUUUCUUAAAUUAGUUAACUGUUUUGUGCCCUAACAUAUUUAUCCUGGAGAAUGUUUCCCUUGUGCUUGAGAAGAAAGUGUAUUCGGCUGCCAUUGGAUGUAGUGCUGUGUGUGUCUGUGAGGUCUGUUUGAUCCAAAGUAUAGUUCAAGUCCAUUAUUUCUGUAUUGAUUUUGGUCUGGAUGAUCUAUUGUUUAGAGUGGGGAUAUUUAAGUCCUCUAUUAUUAUUGCAUUGCUGUUUAUUUCUACUUUCAGAAAUGUGAAUUAUUGUUUAAUGUACUUAAGUUCCCUGAUAUUGGAUGCAUAUAUAUUUGUAAUUGUUACAUCCUCUUGAUGAGUUGAUUUGUCAUUAUAUAAAGACCUUCUUUGUCUCUUAAUACAGUUUUAUACUUAAAGUAUAUUUUGUUUGAUAUGAGCAUACAAUUAUUUCUGCUCUCUUUUGGUUUCCAUUUGUGUGGAAUAUCUUUUUCCAUCACUUCAUGUUUAGCUUAUGAAUGUCCUUGGAGCUUAAGUGAGUCUCUUGUAGGCAGCAUAUCAUUGAGUCUUUUUUUUUCCAGUUACUCAACUGGAGAAUUUAAAUCAUUUACAUUUAAAGUAAUUAUUGGGUACAUAAGGACUUACUAUUACAGUUUUGUUGUUUUCUGAUUUUUUGUAGUUUUUUUCUUUCUGUCUUUGUGAAUUGAUUAUUUUUAAAUUGUGGUAUAUUUUCUUUUCUAUUUAUCACUUGCAUAUCUAUUAUAGGUUUCUUUUUGUGAUUACAUGAGAUUUAUAUAAAACACCUCAUAUUUAUAAGAGUCUAUUUUAAGCUGAUAACAACUUUACUUCAUUUGCAUAAAAAGUUCCACACAUUUACUUGCACCCCCAUUUUACAUUUUUGGUGUCCCAAUUUACAUCUUUUUAUAUUGUGUAUCCAGUAACUAUGGUUAUUUUCAACAUUUCUGUCUUUUAACUUACACACUAUGAUUUACAUAUUCUUUAGCUCCUGAAUUUGUUUGAUUCUCUUUUAUGAUUUCUAUCCCUUUGUUGAACUUCUUGCUUUUUUAUUGUUUCCUUGAGUUCAUUGAGUUGUCUAUGUUUCCUAGAAUCUUGUUGAGCUUCUUGAAAAUAAUUAUUUUGAGUUCUUUUUCAGGUAUUUAUGUGGGGCCAGCUACUGAAAAAUUAUUGUGUUCCCUGUGUGUCAUGUUUUGAUGUCCUUUGUCUACUAAUUUUAUUAUCUGUAUCAUUUCUGAAUCAGUUUCAAUUGAUUAAACUAAUUUCUCUUCAUUAUGAAUUGUGUUUUCCUGCUUCUUUAAAUAUCUAGUAAUUUUUUAUUGAAUGCCACAUACUGUAGAUUAUACUUUGUUGGUAUCAGAUAUUGUUGUAUAUCUACAAAUAUUUUUCAGCUUUGUUCUUUGACUCAAUUAUAUUAUUUGCAAACAGUUAAUCCUUUUGGGUCUUAUUUUAACCUUUGUUAGGUCUCAUUUUUCCUCACAAUUGAGGCAAAACCCUUCGAAGUAUACUACUUGAUUUUCAGUGAAUUAGGAGACUUUCCAUGGUUGCUGUUUGAGACAAGCACUAUGUCAAUCCUUGUGUGAGUGCCAGGACUAUUCUCUUCAAUCCUUUCAGGUUAUUUAUUUCCCCAUCCUCAUCUAGUUUCCUCACAUGCAUGAGGUUAUCUAUUUUCAGCUGAAUACUCAGAUCCUCUACAAAUUUCCAGAAUUCUCUCUCUGUGCAGUUCUCUCCUCACCAAUACUCUACCCUGUGAAUUCCAGAUGCCGUGGGCUCCAUGGAUUCCCAGGACUAUCUCCUUAAUCUGGGGACACUUUUGGCUUCUGCCUUGAUACUCUCCCUGUACCAUUGGCCAAAAGCUUUUUCCAGUAAGCUGAAGUUCCAUUGUUUGUUUCCUAUCUUUCUGGGGUCAUUUUACUUUUUUGCCUAAUAUCCAAUGUGUAUGAAACAAUUGUUUCAUAUAUUUUGUUUGGUUUAUAGUUAUUUUAGGUGGGAGAGUAAAUCCAGGUUAGAAGUGAAAGUUCAAAUGCCUGGAUUCUUUUAACAAUAUGAGAUCAUAUACAUGAGAGCCCCUUUGAAAAGAAAAUCAUUACCUAAAUGUGUGAAAAAUUUUAUAGUUCUAUUAAUAGGCAAGAUGUAUAUCAGUUACCUAUUAUGUAUACAUAUAUUUCCCAGGAAUAUGUGUAUAAAUCUGCUAGGAAACUGAGUUUCUGAAUCAACAGAGGCACUCUUUCCAUUUGGAACAAAUAUCUAACAUUCCCACAGUUACUGUACUCUUGUCUUAACAUCUUGCCCAUAUUCAUCUGAGACUGUUUGGUAUCCUCAUUUCCAUUUUUCCUGUUUUCAGAAUUCUUUUCUUACUACAUAGUAGGGCAAAUUUCCAAGAUGUGAAGGCCCCAGGUAUGGCUAUUCCUUGUAUAUAUCCCAGAUUCUGUCUUGACCUCUCCGUCCCCCCUCCAGGGAGGCUCUCUGUACCAGAUCUCACUUUUUUCACUAACUUUCAUUAACAAUAAAGACUAAGAUAAAUGAAACUAAUGGGAUAUGCAAUAAUCUAUAAUAAUAUUUAUGAUUUAUUCAGCAUCUACCAUAUGCCAGAUGUUCUGUAUAUUUUCUUUAAUUCUCUUAAAACUACUAUGAGGAAGAACUUAGGGAAUCAGAGAAGGCUUUGCAGAAGGAAUGCUUUCUCAGUUAUUAUGAAGGAUGAAUAGGAGUUAGGUGAUAGGAGGCAUGGAGUAGAUCAGGUAGAUGUUCCAGACAGAAGGAACGGAAUAAGAUAGAACUUGGAGGCGAGAAAGCAUGUGACUAGUUUGAGGAACACAGUUCAGUUUGGCUGAAAAACAGAAAGUGGAGAAAGAAUGAGGAAGAUCAGGGGAAGGUGAGAGAUGAUAAGAGAUGAAACUAGAGAGAGAAAAAUAGACUGAUGGACUUGUAAAUGAUAUUUUUUCUGAGAGCAAUGGAAAAUUCUCAUUGAACUUUUGGCAUAUUACCUUUCUUAUAGUGAGACAAGUGGAUUGAAAGGGGUAAAACUGUUAUAGCUAUUGAGAUGGAGAAAAAUAUAUGUUGGUUCCAAAAAUUCAAUAAUUAUUUAUGCACUCGCUCAGUCAUUUAUAUUCAACAAAUAAAAUGACUGCCUACUAUUAACUGGGCACUGUGACUAAAUAUUAAAUAAAUGUUGAAUUAUUAUAACUUAGCUAUCAUUUAUUGAGCACUUAUUAUAUGCUAGACACUGUGUUAAGUGCUUUGCAUAAGCACUGAUAUUACCUUUAAGUAGGUGAAGAAACUGAAGUAAAGAGAGCUCAAUUAUACUAAUGUCAUAUAGCUGGUAAAUAGCAGAGCUAGGAUUUGAUCUCAGUCAGUCUGACAUCCUGCCAGAUUUGGCUCUUUACUUAAAUUACUGUUUCACACAUGUAAAUUUUAUUAUUUUUUUAAAUCCAAAGAAAAAGGAAUAAAAUAUUUUGAACUAAUUAAAUAUUUUAAAGUUUUAAUCAGUAACAUAUAUGCCAACUGCCCCGGAUUUCCAUAAAGAAGUUGUCUUUGCUUUGUAGAUGAGCAUUAAUUUUCUAUGUCUCUAAAUGAGCAUGUAGGUAGAAUUUGGGAUAUUGAAGCCCCAAAUAAAUUUUCAUUCCUAACAUUUAUUUAGAUGGUGUUAAGGGGUAUUUUCAUUUCACCUUCUAUGUAUAUCCUUUAUUAACAUUAAUAAAUAUUAAUAAUGGAUAUAUAUUUAAAAGGAUACUUUUGUUUUGAAAUAGGGGAGAGGAAAAUUUAUGCUGCAAUAAUACCAGAGUUUCCAGAGGAAGAUGUUUUGAAAUUGUUUGUCUAAACACAUUUUAUUUGGGGUUCAGUAUGAAUUUUCAAUAGAUGUUUUCUAGAUAAGAAGGCAGUAAUUCAAAUGCAAUUAUAUAAACAAGAAGAUCAGAGAGGAAUUACCCUGAAGGAUAUAAAAUGAACCAAGAGCUUUUAGUUUGGGUCAUUACACCAUCAGCUCACCAAUGCAAAGUAAGCAUGACUGCUAUCUACCUGAUGUCCAUGCUUUUUGGCCUUGCAUGUGGGCAAGCAAUGUCUUUUUGUAUUCCAACUGAAUAUACGAUGCAUGUUGAAAGGAAAGAAUGUGCUUAUUGCCUAACCAUCAACACCACCAUCUGUGCUGGAUAUUGUAUGACACGGGAUAUCAAUGGCAAGCUGUUUCUUCCCAAAUACGCUCUGUCCCAGGAUGUUUGUACAUAUAGAGACUUCAUGUACAAGACUGUAGAAAUACCAGGAUGCCCACCUCAUGUUCCUCCUUAUUUCUCCUACCCUGUAGCUGUAAGCUGUAAGUGUGGCAAAUGCAAUACUGACUAUAGUGACUGCAUACAUGAGGCCAUCAAGACAAACUAUUGUAUCAAACCUCAGAAUUCCUAUGUGGUAGGAUUUUCUCUCCAACUUCAAUAACAAUGUAAUUUGCAAUUCAGUUAAAUGUGUUUACCUGGAAUAAAACUAAUAAAAUAUCAAUAUAUUUCACAAUAUCUUGUGUGCAUUUUGAGUAUGAUUUCAUCCAAACCCAUAUCAGUACAGGCAUAAGAGCUUUAGAAGAAAAGGCGAGAAAAGCCUUUUGAGCUCUUAUGUUUUCCACAUGAAAGGGCAGAGUGCAAGUAAAAUGGAGAAUAUGGACAUGAAAUACUAACGAAAGCUAGCCUUGAGUAAGCUCUCUUAACAGAGGACCAUGACGUUUGUCUUGACAUAGAAAAUAAAUGUGGGAAUGUUACAGAGCCAAAAGGGAAGAGUAAGGUGAUCAGAAGCUGAAGAAGCAUAUGGCAUCAGGGUAUUAUAGAUACCUACCUUCAAAAGGCUAGAAGCAGGACCGUAGUGGAGGCAGAAAUUAAAGAGUAUGUGAAAUCUGCCAUAGAGUAGUUUAUUCCAGCCAUUCAAAUGUACAGGAUAAAACUUCACCAAAACUCAGUAAAUAGUAUAGUCUAUUCUAAUAAUCUUUCCCUUUAAUUACUCUGAUGGGCCAACUGACUUAGGAAAGUUAUACCCCAAAAGCCUAGAAAAGAGGCCAUGAUCAUUUUACAUGCAGAACUCUAAAUCCUUUGUAGUCUUUCAAGUAAUAGGAGACAUUUCCCAACAUUUGUACAAAAAGCAACUUGUGCUCUUUUGGCUUUUGAUGUCAUGAAAAUCUAGUAUGGUUAUGAUUUUAGGGACGGGGGAGAGUGCUAAGGGGUUUAAUAGCACAGAAUCAUCCUAAAUUCUAAUCUAAAACUUCACCAAUAUUGAGAUAUUGUUUUCCAGUAAAUGUGCUUGAUUAGUUGAUGUUUGUUUUUCUUUUCCUUCCUUAGGCACUCUUUCAAGAGUUUGAUUUCAACAGAUGUGGGAAGUGAGACAGAUCUAGUGCUCUGCAGAUUUGACCUAAAAAAGACAAUUUAUCCUGAAUUUAUCCAUUUAUUUCCAACCAAACUGCUACCAUCAGGAUAUAAAUCAGUUAUAUCCAAAUGGAUUGCCUUCAGAAGGAGGAAAUAAGUCAUCUCUGAUGUAUCUCCUCUAGGGUUCUGUGGCACGUGAUGGUACAGGACCGUGACUUCCAUGUCCAGGCCCAGCCUCCUCUCUGCAGGUUGCGGAAGCCAAUUUAAGUAAUGCUUUCUGAGCUGGACUAUUUAUAAGGGGCCUUCCUAAACAGGUCAGCAGGGCCUGUUGGUUUUGCUGUAUUCCACAGUCACUGUUGCUUCAGCUGAGCAUCCUGUCAAUGCUUAUAUGCUGACAGUAUACGGGGGAAGGUGAGGCAUAGAGGGAGUGUACCAAGACCAUGGGGCGAGAAUAGUUAUACAUUUAUAUAAAAAGUCAGGAAACCACAUUUUCCUUACCUUAAAAUCUGAAGUUCGUAUUAGCAUAGUCUCCAAAUAUUAAUCUGGGGCUUUGGGUUCACAUAUCACUUGGUAACAUGGACCCUAAAGCUGCAGGUUUAUAACACCCCCUAUAGAAGCUGUAUAUCAAAUAUACAUUUUUGAGUAAUGAGUAAAAAGUCUGUUGUGCAGACCUAACUGGCAUUAAUCACAUAUCCCUUUCAUGGAAUCUGAAACAUAUUUUCCAAGGACUUGAAUUUUGAAAAGGCUGAGAGGUUUAGGGAGGCCCCUUAUAAAUAGUCCAGCUCAGAAAGCAUUACUUAAAUUGGCUUCCGCAACCUGCAGAGAGGAGGCUGGGCCUGGACAUGGAAGUCACGGUCCUGUACCAUCACGUGCCACAGAACCCUAGAAGAGAUACAUCAGAGAUGACUUAUUUCCUCCUUCUGAAGGCAAUCCAUUUGGAAUAUAUACAUAAAUUAUAUUAAACUAUUCUUGAAGGUGGAGUUGUCCAAGACAAAGAGUCCUUAGGAGAGAGCUUAGUGAUUAGGUUAUUAGAGCAUAACCAAAUAUUUGCCUCAACUGGAUCCAGAAACUUGGGUAUAUGGAAAUGCUGUUUGGAGGGUAUCAGUGUUCUUGAGGUUUAUUUCUCUAAGAGAAGGAGAAUGAACAGAGAACUUAAAAAAAGGAAAGUGUUUGUGUAAUAAGAGUAAGAUAGAAACUUUGGAACAUCUUCCAUAGUGGUCUUAAAUUCAACCUUAAGUUUCAAGGAGUCAGUUCUUGGCAGAGGAAGUUUGAGACUCAGUGCUUUAAAAAAAAGUCCCUCUUGUUCCUUAUUUGACUAUGAAAUAGUCUGCCAGUUCUUUUGUAACUAAAUGGAUUUGUGAUCAGUGCAGCCGCAAUCUCUGCUUCUCUAAUGGCCAGACCCUUUAGGAGUAAGAAAAGAAAUAAAAGGCAUCCAAAUUGGAAAGGAAAAAGUAAAACUUGCUAUUUGAAGACAACAUGAUACUAUAUAUUCCACCCAAAGACUCCACCAAAAGCUCUUAGAGUAAAAUAAUUCAGUAAAAUUGCAGUAUACAAAAAUCAAUAUACAGAAAUUUGUUGCAUUUCUAUACACAUAUAACAAACAGUCAGAAAGAGAAAUUAAGAAAACCCUCCCAUUUACCACUGCACCAAAGGAAAUACCUAGGAAUAAAUUUAACAAAGAAAUGAAAGACUUACACACUGAAAACUAUAAGACAUUGAUGAAAGAAACUGAAAAAGACACAAAUAAAUGGAGGGAUAUUCCAUGCUUAUGGAUUGGAAGAAUUAAUACUAUUAAAAUGUCCAUACUAUCCCAAUCUACAGAUUUAAUGCAAUCCCUAUCAAAGUUCCAAUAGCAUUUGCACAGAACUAGAACAAACAAUUCUAAAAUUUGUGUGGAACCACAAAGACCCUGAAUAGCCAAAGCAAUAUUGAAAAUAAAAGAACAGAGGUGGAAGCAUCACACUUACUCAUAUCAAACUGUAUUAUAAACCUAUAGUAAUCAAAACAGUAUGGUGCUGGCAAAAAAGCAGACACAGAUCAAUGGAACAGAGUAGAAAGACCAAGAAUAAACCUACACUUAUGGUCAAUUAGUAUAAGACAAAGGAGGCAAGUAUAUAUAAUGGGAAAAAGACAGUCUCUCCAGUAAAUGGUGUCAAGUCAAAGAAUGAAACUUGGCCACUUUCUUACACCAUCUACAAAAAUAAACUUAAAAUGGAUUAAAGACUUGAAUGUAAGACCUGAAACCAUAAAACUCUUAAUGAAAACAUAAACAUUCAGUUCAUUGAUAAUGGUCUUGGCAAUGACUUUUUGGAUUUGACACCAAAAACAAAGACAACAAAAGCAAAAAUAGACAAGUAGGACUACAUCAAACCAGAAAGCUUCUGUACAGCAAAGGAAACCAUCAACAAAAUGAAAAGGCAACCUGCUGAAUGGGUGAAAAUAUUUGCAAAUCAUCUAUCUGAUAAGGGGUCAAUCCCCAAUCCCCAAAAUAUAAAGAAUUUAUAAAACUCAAUAGCAAAAGACCAAACAAUCUGAUUAAAAAAUGGGCAGAGAAUCUAAACAGACAUUUCUCUAAAGAAGAUAUACUGAAAAGAUUACUAAUCAUAAGGGGAAUAAAAGCAAUUCACAAUGAGACAUCACCCCACACCUUUCAGACUGGUUAUUAUCAAAAAGACAAAAAAAUAACAAGUGUUGGUGAAGAUAUGGAGAAAAGGGAAUCCUCAUACACUGUUGGUGGGAAUGUAAAUUGGUGCAGCCACUAUGAAAAACAAUAUGGAGGUUUCUCAAAAAAUUAAAUACAGAACUAUCAUAUCAUCCAGCAAUUUCACUCCUGGGUAUUUAUCUGAAGAAAAUGAAACACCAAUUUGAAGAGAUAUAUGCAUCCCUAUGUUGUUCACUGCAGCAUUAUUUACAAUAGCCAACAUAUGGAAACAACCUAAGUGUCCACCAAUGGCUGAAUGGUAAAGAAAAUAUGGUACAUAUAUACAGUGUUCUAGAAAACAUUUGAGUCUGAUAUCAAAUUAGUUCAGGUAAACAGACAUAACAAAGAUUUAUAUAUGUGUGUGUGUGUGUGUGUAUACAUAUACAUAUAUACAUACAUUUAAGUUAUAUAUACAUAUAUUCAAGAUAUAUACAAAUAUACCCUCACUUAGAGGUGGAAUUCUCUAAUUAUACUCAGCACAAAUUUUGGAAAAUAUUUACUCUCCAAAGGUGCACAUUAAUCAUAUAUGGAACAGAUCUCUAGUCUUCCAGUUUUAACUAUGGUAGUCUUCUUUAAGGUUGUUAAUUCAGAUAUGGAAUGAAAACUCACUUUUGUUGCAUCAGAGAUGAGUCUGAGCUAGAGGAAACCUCAGUAAGCACUUGGGCUGGUUUCCUGUCUUCAGGCAGAUAGAUGAACGAAAGCCACUGAGCGAGAUGGACUGUUUGUUCUUUGCUUAAAAGGUUUUAUUUCCAAACUACCAGGGUACAUGGGGUACUAUUUCAUGAAGUGACUUUCUUAAAAUAAUCUUUCAUUAGCUAAAGAUGCAGUAAAGUUGCUGUGUAAAAUUAAAUUUUUAGCUUAUUUCCAAUCUAGCUUUUUUUUUUUUAAAAAGAAAAGCUCUCUCCAAAGCCAGCUGAAGCAAGUAGGGCAGAAGGAGAACUGUGGCUCUGUGCAGGAGUGAGACUGUUUCAAAUGGGUAAGUCUUUUCAGCGAAAUGUUUUGUAAGACUUCCUGGGGAGUGCACACUUUCCUUCAAUGCACACCCAAAGACUUGUGUUCUUAGCUGUGUACAAACUCACUCGGGGUUUCCAGAGCCCACCAUACUUU